GCAAUAAUGUAAAAAAAAUGGAUGAAAUGAAAAAGAGAAAGUAAAGACUGUUGAAGGGGGCUGUAAAAACAAUACAUCCUCAGAGGAGCCGGUGAGACGAAGAGAAAAAGGUAUCUGGCAACGAGGAAAAGAAGGAGAACACUAACAAGGGAAUAACAACUGAAGAAAAGAGUGACAGAGGAAGAUUUGUCAACUUCCUCUUGUGGUCCAGCGGCUGCUUCAACCAUGAACCUGAGCUUGACCUUUGCCCUGUUGCUGCUGCUGAGUCUGCACACCUGUACAGCCAUGGAAGGCAGAGGCCAGCGCAAACAGAGACAAGCUGAGGAGAGCCUGAGACCGUAUCUUGGCAGAGUCCAGCCAGAAAAGCUUUGUGAGCUGCUGAAAUGCCAUAGUCCAGUGGGAUCUUGGUGUCAGGUAGUUCAGGAAAAUGGAGUCCUUGUCCCCAAGUGUGUUUGUCCUCAGUCCUGUCCACGGCAGAGGGCACCAGUGUGCAGUGUUCUGGGAAGGACCUAUGGGAAUGAAUGUUUGCUGCAUAAGGAAGCCUGCAGAAAGAGACGCCGCACCGGCCUGGCUCACACAGGACCCUGCCUGGUCCCCAAGGCUAAAUGCACCGAGGAGGAGUUAAGCCAGUUUCCAUAUCGUCUCCUGGACUGGUUCCUGCUCCUGAGUCGUAUGGGGGAGUCCUACGCACCUGCUGCCCCACCCCAGAGCUGCCUCAGCCAUGGAGAGAGGACACAACUAGCACAGCAAAGAUUUAUCAUACUGGACAAGAACAAAGAUGGCAAGUUGAGCCGCAGGGACCUGAGGAAGCUGCGUUACAAGAGGAUGCCACUGGAGCACUGUGCUACACCAUUCUUUCAAGUGGCAUGUAUUUUCAGGAAGCCAAUAGCAUGGGAGGAAACAAGCUAUGAUUACAUGGCCUAUUUGAUAAGAAGGUCAUGUGACCGUAACAGGAACAGGAAGGUGACCCUGCGAGAGUGGACGGCUUGUCUGGUGGAUCGCUCCGAGACCUGGUUCUACCGUUUCAUGUCAAUGAGAAUGGGUUCCCGCAAGCUGUGUCCUACCAUCAAAGAGAACAUCCUUUGACAUGAAAAACAGCCAUGAAGCUCUGCAUGUCUUUUGUCCUGUAAAGAACUGGCUGAAGACAAUAUCGCAGCAGCUAUCUGAUUUAAAAGCUACAGGGUGGCAUCUCCACACACUGCUCACUCAUCCAUUUGACUUUGUAUUGCAGCUUGUAAUUCAGUGAUUUAUCACGUCUUCAGAUCAAGUCUGCUGGCUGUCUGUGCAUUCAUGUGCAUGCUCAAAAGGGACAAAUAGAUGUGUGGACGGACUGACCGCCAGUAUUGUUCAUUACAUUAGCUGACAUUUGUACAUUUGUGUUGUAAAAGAGCAGAGGCAACAUUAACUACCAAAUUACAUGGCGUGCUUUGAAUAACCAAUUAAAAGGGAGGAUGACAGCACUGCAGACAGACGGCGCAAUGUAUACAGAAUGACAAACUAGAUGGGAAGCAAAGAUAAGGGGAAAAGAAACGCUUAGCAUGAGAUGACGUGAUCGGAGAAGAGACAAAGAGAUAAUAAAGGGGCUGAAGGGGAGAAGUAGAGGAAAGUGUCAUAAUGCACUGGAGGAGAGUGAGCGAGGGAAGGAGGGGAGCAAAGUGACUGAAGGAAGGAGAGGGCAGUACAAAGUGUGUUUGUGAAAGAUGGGAGGAGGUAAUGCACUGUAAAUGGGAGUUGAGAGUAAUGGAGUAAUGCAUAAAAAAUGGAUCAGAAAUGAGGGAAAGACUGAGAACGGAGAGUGAGGGGGGAAGGGGAAGGCUGAGAAAGCGGGAGGAACUGAGGAGAGGAGGAAAUGCAAGAAAAAAGGUUUUGAUGCUGCAAAACAUUCCCUUCACAGCCGACUCUGUAAAAAGCAUCUCCGAGCAUGAUGCAGAAUAUUUGAAACACUUGACCUCUGUCAAGGUCAAGAAACUUGCAUAAUGCACGCUUGCUGACUUCUUGUA
Molecule: messenger RNA, 2000 nt
Organism: Chelmon rostratus (copperband butterflyfish)
Lineage: Eukaryota; Metazoa; Chordata; Actinopteri; Chaetodontiformes; Chaetodontidae
Product: SPARC
Exons: 10
Coding region: 226-1086 (286 amino acids)
Biological process (GO): anatomical structure development
Molecular function (GO): extracellular matrix binding; protein binding; calcium ion binding
Source: RefSeq, a predicted model, not a curated record